CGUAGCGGUGACAGCGACGCUCGGAGACUCCCGACAAACUGUCAAAAAGCAGACAACUAACGUCAUGGCGGAGUUAGACCUGAGUCUGAGUGAUGCGCUAACAGACAGCGCUCCCCAGCCAGGCCCUGAGAGCCUGGUGGAGCGGGACUUUGUGGCUCAGCUGGAGGCUGAGGCCUUCGACGAUCAGGUCGGGGAGACGGUGGGAAAGACAGACUACAUCCCCCUGCUGGACAACGAUGACACCAGGGCAGGUUGUAAGCUGACCUCGGGGGGACAGACAACAGCGUCACGCCCGGAGCCGCAGGGAGAGGUGCGGCCACUAUCGUUUGACCAGAAACAGGCCUUGGCUACAGACUUUUUAUCAGGUUUCUCCCAACCUGGAGGGAAGGGGGUCACUGUGGAGUUGGGAGCUGCCCCCCUCCAAGCAGAGAGACCUCCAAGUAUAGCAGAGCCCCAGCAUCUUACAGCCCCAGCGGGGUUGGAUGCCCCUAAAGAGCACAGCCCCAUGCUGCCUGAACCCCAGGUUCCUCGCAGCCCUGUAGAUCUGUCAGCAGGUGCCUUAGGCGACGGCUGGCCAGACCAGGCUGGCUGCCUACCGACAGACCUACCUUUCACACCCAGCGUCACCUCGGUGAUCAAUCGCCAUGCGGGCCAUCUUGCAGCCAGGCCUGAUGACCCACCUGACAGUUGGCCUAGCCGAGAGAGCCCUGCCUACGCUGGAGGCGAUGAAAGGGAGGGAGAUGGAUCGGACCGAAAACAGAAGAAGAAGAAGAAAAGGCGACAGAAGGAUGAGGGAUCUUAUGAACACCUUGAGAACAGGGGUCAACCUGAGAUGCAAGCACAGGGAGAAAACACUCCCCCGACAGAGGAUUUCUACCACCGGAUUGGCCCAAGGCGGGAUAGAGGAGAGGGUAGCUGGGAGGAGCAGCUUGGGAAGAGUGGAGGCCGGGGGAAGAAGGGGAAGAGCAGGAAGAAGCUUCCAGGGGAGUGGGCAGUGAUGGGGGAUCCGUUUGUUCCUUCGUCCGCAGCGACCUCUCAUAUCACAGAGGAGGUGAUGAUGGAUAUAGGGAGUUCAGCUCAGGCAAACCUGGAAGCCUCAUUCACAGAGAUGGACACCAGCCAGAGCCCCUGGAAAAAGGAGGUCUACCCAGAAGAAAGUCUGGUUCCUGCCCCGCUGUCCCAAGACCUAUUCUCCCCAACAGCAGCUUCCAUUAGCCCACUGGUCCUGAACAGUGAGCUGAAAGCCACAGCAGCUCCGUUCAAUAUGCCCUCCACCACCAACAAUGCAACACUUGGAUCCGAACCCAUGGCUCCUCAACCUGGUGAUUCAUUUGAUCUCCUGGUGGAUACCGAAAAUGCCAGUUUGGGCAACAGCAACCAGGCCUUCUCUCCACCUCUCUCUCCAGAUAAUAAAGCGACGGGUAGUGACAUGGUUGAUAGCGGGAUGUUUGACAACACCAGUUCCCUCCAAGAGUCUUGUGUGCAAGACAUGCCUGAAGAAGACACCUCUGCUUUCAGCCCUGCCUCGCAGCCAAGCCCGGGCCUUUCACAGAAAGGUGAGGUGUUAGCCUCAGCUCCACCUCUUUCACCUUCAGAUGCUUCGUGGCUCCUGAACGACUCACACAUUAGCAGCAACAGCGAGCUUUUUGACUUCAGUGACAUGAGCACCUCAGGUCAUCCUUUACUCUUGGGCUUGUCCUUUGACACCCCAAGCCCAGCACCUCUCCGCUCUCCCAAAACCACAGCGCAGGAAAUCCAACCAAAAGAGCACAAAGAUGACAAGUCGUCCCAGAAACAAUCCAAGAAGUCUCGUUCUUCAUCCUCUUCAUCCUCUGUAAAGAGUCCCACUUCCCCAGGAGCUAAGAAGUUCCCUCCACAGGCAUCCCCUGUCAUCAGCCCCUCUUCCCCUCCGUCGGUCAACCCUCUGGGAAUUCCAGGAUCCGGUCUUAACCCUGCAGCUAAGCCCUUCUUUCCCAGCUUUGCUGAUCCCAUGGAAGAACCAGCUUUGGUCCCUCCACUUGCCCCCACCAUCGAAGUUCACAUCCUGGUGUGUCUCCUGAGUAAUAACUUUUAA
This is a messenger RNA of Seriola dumerili (greater amberjack), 2074 nucleotides long. Its product is annotated as mastermind-like protein 3. Lineage: Eukaryota; Metazoa; Chordata; Actinopteri; Carangiformes; Carangidae. Gene Ontology annotation, molecular function: microtubule binding. Gene Ontology annotation, biological process: microtubule cytoskeleton organization; neuron projection development. Bases 65 to 2074 code for a protein of 669 amino acids. The record is from RefSeq and is a predicted model, not a curated record. Gene Ontology annotation, cellular component: neuron projection. The transcript is spliced from 6 exons.